Messenger RNA from Nicotiana tabacum (common tobacco), 1064 nucleotides. The record is from RefSeq and is a predicted model, not a curated record. NCBI's taxonomy places the organism in Eukaryota, Viridiplantae, Streptophyta, Magnoliopsida, Solanales, Solanaceae.
UAACUUUGACAAAAGAAUCACAUUUUUUAUUAAACAGUGGGGCUGUCUUUCGGCAAGCUUUUCAGUCGGCUUUUCGCCAAGAAAGAAUACUCAUACUGAUGGUGGGUCUUGAUGCUGCUGGUAAAACGACCAUUUUGUACAAAAUCAAACUGGGAGAGAUCGUCACCAACAUUCCUACCAUCGGUUUCAAUGUGGAGACCGUGGAAUACAAGAACAUUAGCUUUACCGUUUGGGGGGUUAGGAUAAGAUUCGUCCUUUGUGGAGACACUACUUCCAAAACACCCUGGGACUCAUCUUUGUGGUUGAUAGCAAUGACAGAGAUCAUGUAGUGGAAGCUAAGGAUGAGCUUCACAGGAAGUUGAAUGAGGUAGAUUUCAAGUGUUUCUUCUGAUUUUGAUGGAACAAUUUAUCGCAUCAAGUAGUAUUUCCCCACAUUGUGGGGUGAGAAACAAAAGUGUGCCUGAUUCCUCCCUAAAUGGAACAAGCUAUAAGGAGACUCAGCUUUAAGAUUGCCCUCACCUUUGCAGAAUGAAUUGAGGGAUGCUGUAUUCAGGGGCGGCCCAAGGGUCAAGCCACUAAAGCAAAGGUUUUAGGCCCCCAAAUUUUGAAGGCCCCAAAUUUUUCUCAUUGUUUUCUACUCGUAUUUGUAUUGAGCCCCCGACUAAUCAAGAUUCGUAUCGCAUAAGGCUUAGUAAAAGAGAGAACACAUUUUAACAAGAUUUAAUUCAACCACAUGACUCGAAUCCAAUAUAAGGUAAGUUGGAUCAUAUACAUCUCACAACAAUCUUUAGAGGUAAGGUCUAAAUAUAUUGGGUAUGUUAACAUUAAAAAAAAAAUUAUUUCAUAAAAAGUAAAUAUAACUUUUAAUUUAGUAACCGUUUAAGCAAAAAUAGGAGAAAGAGAAUCACUUCCCCUAAACCGUCGUCGCGAAUAUAAAACUUUUCAUUAUAUAUAUUUGACGAUUGACAUCAUUAGUGAGGUACCUAUAUUAUUAUUCUCCUUUUACAUUUCUCACUAAAAAAGUGCAAUUCAAUAGUCCAAGUCUUAUUUUUUAUCUUUCUCAU